CAGACAAGAAUUGCACAGGGAGAGCAGAUGGUUACUACCCCGAUAUAGAGACAGGGUGUACAACAUACUACUUAUGCAGCAAUGGAAACUUUGCAACCAGACAAUUCUGCCCUGAUGGUCUUGUCUUUAAUGUGAACAAUGGUGUUUGUGACUGGCCAUAUAAUGUCUGCCCUCCAUGUGGUACAGGGGAGAAUGUAGGACUAUGCCCCACAGACCCUAAUCCAUGUAACUGUACAAACGCAACACCUGGUACUGUGUGUUAUUCAGAUUGCCAGGUGUUGGUGAUAUGUGCAGAGAAUGGAGAAAGUAAUACAUUGGUGUGUGAAGCUGGUACAGUGGUGGAUUCAACAACCG
Owenia fusiformis is the source of this 354-nucleotide messenger RNA. Lineage: Eukaryota; Metazoa; Annelida; Polychaeta; Sabellida; Oweniidae. The record is from the annotation of a GenBank genome assembly.